This is a messenger RNA of Haliotis rubra (blacklip abalone), 2596 nucleotides long. Its product is annotated as ATP-dependent RNA helicase DBP2-like. Gene Ontology annotation, molecular function: RNA helicase activity; ATP binding; RNA binding. The coding region runs from base 239 to 2596 and encodes 785 amino acids. NCBI's taxonomy places the organism in Eukaryota, Metazoa, Mollusca, Gastropoda, Lepetellida, Haliotidae. The record is from RefSeq and is a predicted model, not a curated record. The transcript is spliced from 25 exons.
UGGAGCUCACUAUAUUCCUUGCGGGCAUGUAGAAGAGAUGGAGUGGAACUUUCAGUUUCGGUAUCUUAUAAAUAAUAACUGUUAUUUCUCAUGCCGCUGCAUACGUUUUAUAAUAUGAUGAACAUGGUGUACCAGAACGUAUAACUAUAUCACAUAUUAGAUCACGACUUGUUUCAAACGAAAUUUGACAGAUUGAAACCACGUGAAAAUCUUGCCUCUUUUCAUACAUAGCGGGAAAAUGGAGUUUGGUCAACGGGGUAGAAGAGGAUGGGGAAGGCGGGGAGGGGGAGGGGGGUUCAGACGGGACGGCGGGUUUGAUGACAAGGACAGGUCAGAUUCUUCCAACUGGCGUUCUCAGAAUUCUGAGCAACAAGAGUCAAGCUUCGAGAAUGAAACAACUAAAAUGUAUGUGGAGGAAAGUUGCGUUGGAAGAAUCAUUGGGAGAGGUGGAUCGAAAAUACGAGAGUUGCAAGAUUCAAGUGGAGCAAACAUCAAGGUGAACAGAAAUGUGACUGAAGAUGGGCAGGUACUUGUCGUCCUAACUGGCAGUGAUGAAGCUCGCACACAGGCAGAGGACAUGAUCAAGGAACUCACAGAAUCAUUUAAUGGUUUGUCUGCUGGCAACAACCGAGGGGGCAGAGGACGCUCAGGCAGGGGGCGCAGCGAGGACAGUUGGGGGUCUUCGGCAGAAAAUGGAGACAAGGUGUGGGGCUCAAGCUCAGAAAAGACAGAAAUGUAUGUGGACCAGAGCUGUGUAGGAAGAAUUAUUGGUAAAGGUGGAUCCAAAAUACGAGAGCUUCAAGAUGAAAGUGGAGCAGGCAUCAAAGUGACGAGAAAUGAGACAGAAGAUGGGAAGGUUAUCGUGAUCCUGACUGGCAGUGACCAGGCUCGAACACAAGCUGAAGACAUGAUAAAGGAACUCACAGAAUCAUUUAAUGACUCCUCAAGCUACGGAGGAGGUGGUGGCGGUAGAUCAUCGGGCUGGGGAAGCACAGAUGACAAUGCAGGCAACGGAGAGCCAGCCGAGAAACCCAAAAUCAACUGGGGAAUCAUUCGAGCUGCUAAAGAGGCUAAUGAAGCAAAGAAAUUUGAAGGUCUGCCACCUUUGGAGAAGAAUUUUUACUUUGAAGAUCCUGAUGUGGCUAACAUGCAUCCAGGAGAAGUAAAGGAAAUCAGGAAGAAGAACAACAACAUAAUUGUUGAAGGCGGGGACAAACGUGUGGCAAAUCCUGUGAGGACCUUUGAAGAAGCCUUCCAGCAUUAUCCUCAGAUUCUAGAACAGAUCUAUAAUCAGAAGUUUGUUGAGCCAUCACCAAUACAGAAACAAGCAUGGCCCAUUCUGUUACAAGGACAAGACCUUAUUGGAAUAGCACAGACAGGUACCGGAAAAACCUUGGCUUUUCUCCUCCCAGCUUUAAUCCACAUUGACAACCAGCCUGUCCCAAGGGAGCAGCGUGGUGGUCCCAAUGUGUUAGUGUUGUCUCCGACCCGAGAACUGGCCCAGCAGAUUGAGGUGGAGGUGAAGAAAAUCAACUACAGGGGCAUACGCAGCGUGGUCGUGUAUGGUGGCGGGAACCGGAGAAAUCAGAUCAGUGUGGUCGCGAAAGGUGUGGAGAUCAUAGUAGCCACACCAGGCCGACUCAACGAUCUCAUCAUGAAUGGCAUCGUAGAUGUGAAGUCUGUCACAUAUCUGGUUCUGGAUGAAGCAGACAGAAUGCUGGACAUGGGAUUUGAACCUGAGAUCCGAAAGAUUUUGUUGGACAUCAGACGAGACCGACAGACUGUAAUGACAAGCGCCACCUGGCCACAAGAAGUUCAGCGGCUAGCAGACAUGUACAUGUCCAGCCCCAUCAACAUCUUUGUCGGGACACUUGAUCUGGCUGCUUGCCACAGUGUUACACAGCUGGUGGAAGUGUUGGAUGAUGAGGAGAAAAAGCCUCGGUUGUUUGACUUCCUCCAGUAUGAGCUUCAGCCCAUGGACAAAGUCAUAGUGUUUGUAGGGAAGAAAGUCUUAGCUGAUGACCUGUCCAGUGACUUGGCUAUGGAGGCUGUGGAGUGUCAGUGUAUCCAUGGAGACAGGGAGCAGUGUGACCGCGAAGCUGCUCUGAGUGACUUCAAGUCCGGAGCCGUCCGCAUUCUUAUUGCUACCGAUGUCGCUUCAAGGGGCCUUGACGUGAAGGACAUCACGCAUGUUUUGAACUAUGACUUCCCAAGGAACAUUGAAGAAUAUGUACAUAGGAUCGGCAGAACGGGCAGAGCAGGGAAUACAGGUACAUCAAUUACAUUCGUCACAAGGGGAGAUUGGCGUCAGGCACAGAAACUCAUUGACAUCAUGGCAGAAGCUGACCAGGAAAUCCCUGACAACCUGAUAAAAAUGGCAGAAAGAUAUCAGGCCCACCGAGAGCGCAUGGCUCAGGAAGGCGGAGGAUUCGGAGGCAGGGGAGGACGUGGUGGACGGGGACGAGGAGGAGGAGGGGGUUUUGGUGGGGGUAGAAGAGGAGGAGGAUUUGGUGGAGGGGGAGACGAUGAUGGGUUCAUCAGUGGGGGGUUUGGUAGAGGGGCUUUCCGAGGUGGGGGGUGGCAGGGGUCGACGUGA